GGUCAUAAUAUGGCUAAACAUUAGGUCACCGAAAUGGUGUCGUUAAUUAGUCUUCUCAUUUCAUAGACCUACUUGUCAGAUAUCGGAUGUUACACCAGCCGAAAAUGCAUAUUCAGGGAAAGCCAUGUAUGCCAACCCGCUGAGAAUUCUCUAUCCUUCGGAGGACAGUAUCGCUGACCUGCAGCAAGAGAUACUCCAGCACCCUAUCACAACCAACCAUAUCCUCUUUCCACCAAGCCCUUCCGGACCCCCGCUGAACUUCACUGAAGGUCCCUUAAGGCCGAAUUAUGUCGUCUUCACCUUCACACUCUUCUUUACUUUUGUGGGCGUUCUUGGGAACUUUGUUGUCAUCAUUACGUUCUCGUCCACUCCUAAACUUCGAAACCAAACAGGUCUGUGCAUGAUAAACUUGGCCAUAGCUGAUUUCAUAAUAGGUGUCUUCUACUUGUGUGUAAGCUUGCCCUGUUCACUUCAUGGCGACUGUCUCAUCAUAAGCAGCCACCCGAUAUGUCUCGGUGCCGUCAUCAUCUCCUAUACCAGCUACGGAGCAGGGUUCUGCUCCCUAGCUGUUGUUAGCCUCAACCGAGCCUUUCUAAUAAGUCGACCACUCCAGUACAAAUCCAUUUUCACCAAGAAAAGGAUCUUGGCAAUUCUGAUUGGAAUCUGGAUGUUUUCCUUAAGUAUCACAUUGGGUUUCACUCUGUCUAAACCACACACCAUCAAGUUCGACGCCGCGUAUUACAAUUGCGGAUUAGCCGCCGAUGACAAAGAUGCAUGGCCGUAUUCCUAUAUCAUCAACAUCCUUGGAUUCUUGAUUCCAGUUGCAAUUGCGACGGCUUGUAGUUAGAAAAUUCUAAUUAUAACACGGGACGCAGGUCGUCGAGUGCAUCAGCGGACCGCCGACUCACCAAGGACACACGACUCCGUCAGACGACGUCGACCAAAUUCAUCUCGCGGGAGUCGGUCUGAUCUUGAAGUCACCAUGCGCAUCUUCGUUGUUGUGAUAACGUUCAUCGUCUGCUACUUGCCAUACCAAAUACAGCUUGUUUAUGCCCGUUACACGGGUAAUAUGUUUCCAAAUACAGCGUCUUUGUUUGCCGUCAUGUUGCUAUGGAUGGACACUGCAGUGAACCCGACACUAAUCGCAUUUACCUAUUCCAAUUUCAGGAAGGUGUUAAGAGAGAAACUCGUCACACUUUGCCCAGGCCGUAGGAGGUCAUUCAUCGAGGAGCCUGGAACCCAAGAUGGUAACUUAACGACCAAACCUACAGUCCUUCAAUCAAACAGUAGUUCUUAUAAGAAGACAACCACAACGUCUUCUAGUAGGAAGAUACAUUCGGUGUCAAUCGAGGUAGAAAGCACACACUAAUAACAGUGUGACAAAAUGGUUUUACAUGGCUGUAUGCAUUCAGGGUAUGAGGGGGAGGGGAGUAUCUCUGACCAUGUCGUCGCGGGUCGGCAAAGAUCGAGGAAAACCCCU
Molecule: messenger RNA, 1480 nt
Organism: Lytechinus variegatus (green sea urchin)
Lineage: Eukaryota; Metazoa; Echinodermata; Echinoidea; Temnopleuroida; Toxopneustidae
Product: melatonin receptor type 1A-like
Exons: 3
Coding region: 125-847 (240 amino acids)
Biological process (GO): G protein-coupled receptor signaling pathway, coupled to cyclic nucleotide second messenger; chemical synaptic transmission
Cellular component (GO): membrane; dendrite
Molecular function (GO): neurotransmitter receptor activity; G protein-coupled serotonin receptor activity
Source: RefSeq, a predicted model, not a curated record